AGUGGGAGGAUGGAUACAGGAAAUCAUUCUUCGGUAACUGAGUUUAUCCUUGAGGGGUUAACAGACCAGCCAGGACUCCUGCUCCCUCUCUUCUUCCUGUUUCUAUCCAUCUAUAUGGCCUGCGUGGUGGGAAAUUUGGGCUUGAUUUUUUUAAUCAGAAUCAGUUCUCAGCUUCACAUGCCCAUGUAUUAUUUUCUCAGUAAUUUGUCCUUCAUAGAUCUCUGCUACUCCACUGUCAUAAUUCCCAAGCUGUUGUUGAACUUUGUUUCAGAGAAGAAUCUCACCUCCUUUCCUGAAUGCAUGACCCAGCUCUUUUUCUUCUGUUUCUUUGGUAUUGAUGACUCCUACAUGCUGACAGCAAUGGCUUAUGACCGUUAUGUUGCCGUCUGUAACCCCUUGCUCUACAAUGUCACCAUGUCCCACAGAAUCUGUUUUCUACUGGUCACCAGUGUGUAUACAGUGGGUGCCUUUGGAGCCUUGGUCCAUACCAGCUACAUAUCUAGUCAGUCCUUCUGUGGAACUAAUGUCAUCCACCAUUAUUUCUGUGACAUCCUCCCCCUUCUGAAUAUAUCUUGUUCGAGAGACUACACCAAGGAACUCUUGGUGAUGAUUUUAGUUGGAUUCAAUGUAUUUGCAUGUGCUUUAGCCAUCUUCAUCUCUUAUGCCUUCAUUCUUUCUAGCAUCUUAUGCAUCCGCUCAGCCAAAGGCAGGUCCAAAGCUUUCAGUACCUGCAGCUCCCACCUUGCAGCUGUUGGGGUCUUCUAUGGGUCCAUCAUCUUCAUGUAUUUUAAACCAUCUGCCAGUGACAUAACACAGGAGAAGGUGGCUUCUGUGUUUUAUACCACAGUGAUUCCCAUGCUUAACCCCCUUAUCUACAGCCUUAGGAACAAGGAUGUCAAAGAAUCACUUAAAAAAGUUCUAAAUGGUGGGUUACUUUCUCAGUCAGCAUAG
Molecule: messenger RNA, 951 nt
Organism: Zalophus californianus (California sea lion)
Lineage: Eukaryota; Metazoa; Chordata; Mammalia; Carnivora; Otariidae
Product: olfactory receptor 8D2-like
Exons: 1
Coding region: 10-951 (313 amino acids)
Biological process (GO): G protein-coupled receptor signaling pathway; sensory perception of smell
Cellular component (GO): membrane
Molecular function (GO): olfactory receptor activity; odorant binding; G protein-coupled receptor activity
Source: RefSeq, a predicted model, not a curated record